AUGUCGGCCUCGUUAGGUCAGCGCCUGCAGGCACUUGCCGACACCCAUAGGGACACCCUCAGUCUCAUCCAUGAACUCCGGAGGCUCGCCGCCAACUCAUAUACAAAUGGAGACCCGGAGGAACGACGAGUCGAACUUGCGACCGAAAUCCACAACAGCCUCAAGGAGCAGGAAGACAGCCUGGAAAUCCUGAGGCAAGAGCUCGAUGACGAUAUAUUACCAGUGCACCGACGCGAUGUUCUUCAUGGAGAACGAGAAAGCGAACGAGAGCGAAAUGCAGACCUAGUGGCCCGACUUACCGAGGACUUGAAGAUUGCCAGGGCCGACUUCCGACGGGCACAACUCGAGGCUAAGAGGAAUUUGGACAAAGCAAAGAGGAAGGAGAGAGAGCAGUUGUUCGCGGAUCGAAAUAGUAGUGACGGACACACUCGCGCACGACCAACACAUGAGAAGCUGACGCAGGAUGAAUUGGCCCUGCGCGCGGCGGAGGACGUCACUAUGGCACUGCGACGCGUGCAUAACCAACUCGAAGGAGAACUUGCACGGUCGCAAUUCGCGCAACAGACGCUGGAAGAGAGUCAACAAGCCCUCGAAUCUCUGACCCAGAGCUAUUCGGGGACAACCGACUUGUUGAAGGCGUCGAGAAGUUUCGCCAGUCAGUUGGUGCGCAGUAACAAAUCCGACACAUGGUUCUUGAAGAGCUCGUUCUACUUGUUGGCCGUGACUAUAUGUUGGCUUUUCUACAGAAGACUCCUCUACGGGCCGAUGAUGCUGCUCAUAUGGUGGCCCAUACGUAUUCUGUGGUGGACAACCUCAAGCAUGGGAGCAGCCAUGCUCGGUCGUUCGGAUCUAGCACCGUCCAAAGCUCAAGCGCCGUCGAUGUCGGUCUCGAUACCUGGAAUGAACACUAGGGGAAUGCCGACGCACAACCCGGCCAUGCCCCAACGAAGUGUGGAGUUGCCGGCCAAAGGUGGAGGAUGGAAUAGACAACCUGCUCAGCCAUCGAAAGAUCCAAAUGAUCCAGAGAGUAUCCUCGAGGAGAUUGGACGCAUGGCCGAAGAAGGAGGUGUCAAUAUUGAUGAUGUAACGGGUGAAGAACGCAAAGAUCAAGAAGCACAACCGCGGAACACAUUGAAGCGAAUGAUGGAGGUAGAGGUGGAAACACCAACAGCAAAAGACGAGUUAUGA
This is a messenger RNA of Exophiala dermatitidis NIH/UT8656, 1188 nucleotides long. RefSeq names its product protein transporter SEC20. Bases 1 to 1188 code for a protein of 395 amino acids. Gene Ontology annotation, molecular function: SNAP receptor activity. Gene Ontology annotation, cellular component: SNARE complex; endoplasmic reticulum. NCBI's taxonomy places the organism in Eukaryota, Fungi, Ascomycota, Eurotiomycetes, Chaetothyriales, Herpotrichiellaceae. The record is from RefSeq and is a predicted model, not a curated record. Gene Ontology annotation, biological process: retrograde vesicle-mediated transport, Golgi to endoplasmic reticulum. The transcript has a single exon.